AGUUUACAUAUAAAGUUUCGAUAAAUCUUGUAUAUACACAAUUGGUUCUUGUAUUUGCAUAAAAAGACUUGCCAAAAUAUUGUACAAACAAAAUAAACUUUCGAUCAAUAUUAAUGAAAUUUAAGUUCCUGUUCCUAUUGUAGUGAAACGAGCUUAAAAUAACGAUAAUUCCUAUAACCACAUUGAGGUGGCGUCAGCAGUGAUUGUGACUCACUUUCCAAAUUUUUCCCACCUACAAAAAAAAAUCGCAACCACUUGCUAAGUCAUCAGUUUGACGUAAACAUCACAUCUUAAUAAUCACGUAAUGGCUGCAGUCGGAGAAAAUGAACCACGCACGGAGUUGCAGGAGUUGCAGAUUAAGUCUGGCCAAGUGGCCGACGAAUCGUUGGAAAGCACUCGUCGUAUGCUUAGCUUAAUGGAUGAAUCUAAAGAGGCGGGUAUACGCACUCUGGUCGCUUUAGAUGAUCAGGGCGAGCAGUUAGAUCGUAUCGAAGAAGGGAUGGACCGCAUCAAUGCUGAUAUGCGAGAGGCCGAAAAGAAUCUCAGCGGCAUGGAGAAAUGCUGCGGCAUUUGUGUGCUGCCUUGGAAGAAAGUCAACAUCAAGGACGACAGCGAUAGUGCCUGGAAAGCCAAUGACGACGGAAAGGUUGUGGCAAGCCAGCCGCAACGUGUUAUUGAUGAGCGGGAACGCGGUGGCAUGGGAGCACCACCUCAAUCCGGGUAUAUAGCUCGCAUAACCAACGAUGCACGCGAAGAUGAAAUGGAUGAGAAUUUGGGGCAAGUAAACUCAAUGCUAGGUAACUUGCGCAACAUGGCCUUGGAUAUGGGAUCGGAGCUUGAGAACCAAAAUAAGCAAGUCGACCGCAUCAAUGCCAAAGGUGAUGCCAACAACAUACGCAUGGAUGGUGUUAAUAAGCGCGCAAACAGUCUGCUCAAGAGUUAAAUGACAAAAUUAUAAGCACUCGAAACGAUAAUGAUAAACUUAGCCAAAAGCAGCUCGUCCCCUCUCUUCACAUACGUGGUACAACUUACUAUCUCACAGAAACUUUCACAACCAACACAGAAACAGCAACAACAACAAGGAACAAAUGUUGUGGGCACAAAUAUAUAAGCAGUAGCGACUAUAUUAGUUGAUAUAUUUUUUGCUACUGCAAUAUCUAACUUUAUAUUAUACGUAUAUACUCGCUAAAGCAAAAAUGGAAAAUAUCAACUAACGCGACUAACCCAUCUAUACAAUAAUAUAUACAUAUAUCUACUUGUAUACCUAUUGUCUAACUAAUAAGCACGCGUUUACGCGCCACCAAAAGUGAAACACAAAUUUUAUAAUGAGAUUUUCGUAUAAAAGUAUUUAUAUUUUUUUUUUGUACAAACUUUUUGAGGCAUUUUCCGACCUUCAUGAAUCAAACAAGACAACUUUAUGAUGAAAUAUUUACAAUUUGUGCGGCCCGAGGUGAUGAGGCAUUUAUAAGGAGUCAGCGGAACGAACGCUUGGUUGGGACAUAUUAAAUAUUUAAGAGUAGUGUCAUAUUCGUAGCCAAUUUAUGUGCAUUCUUUGUGUACGCCACUUUGUUAAUACUAUACAAUAUGUAUAUUGAUGUACCCCUAUCUAUUUACAAUAUAUACACAAAUAUUUAUAUAUAUUAUAUAGGUCGACCAAAUUGUGAACCCAGUUAUUAGAUUAAGUCGCUGCAACUGCUUGUUUUGCAAUAAUCUAUUUGUUUGUCUCAACACAAAAUAAUUUUCAUGGAAAUGUUUAUUGUAUCUGUAUUGAACAAUUAUGUAUAUUGAUUAGUUUUAAUCCCGCUUUAAGAAAUUAUUAUUGCCACUUAAGUUUCAUUGUAGCUGUUAUAAAUUGCAACAAUUUAAAAAUUAAA
Drosophila hydei is the source of this 1874-nucleotide messenger RNA. RefSeq names its product synaptosomal-associated protein 25 (gene Snap24). NCBI's taxonomy places the organism in Eukaryota, Metazoa, Arthropoda, Insecta, Diptera, Drosophilidae. The transcript has a single exon. Gene Ontology annotation, cellular component: plasma membrane; SNARE complex. Gene Ontology annotation, molecular function: SNAP receptor activity; syntaxin binding. Bases 305 to 943 code for a protein of 212 amino acids. The record is from RefSeq and is a predicted model, not a curated record. Gene Ontology annotation, biological process: synaptic vesicle priming; exocytosis; synaptic vesicle fusion to presynaptic active zone membrane.